CUCCCGGAGCCGGAACGGGCGCUGCGCGGGCGCUGCGCGGAGCAUGUCGGCGCUGCGGCGCAAGCUGGGCGACGAGUACCAGGUGGUGAGCACGUCGUCGAGCGGAGCGGGGCUGCCGCCACCCCGGGCCGCCCCGCGGGGCAAGAGGCAGCGCUUCGUGGACAAGAACGGGCGCUGCAACGUGCAGCACGGCAACCUGGGCGGAGAGACCAGCCGGUACCUCUCGGACCUCUUCACCACCUUGGUGGACCUCAAGUGGCGCUGGAACCUCUUCAUCUUCAUCCUCACCUACACGGUGGCCUGGCUCUUCAUGGCUUCCAUGUGGUGGGUCAUCGCCUACAUGCGGGGCGACCUCAACAAGGCGCACGACGACAGCUACACGCCGUGCGUGGCCAACGUCUACAACUUCCCCUCCGCCUUCCUCUUCUUCAUAGAGACUGAGGCCACCAUCGGCUACGGGUACCGCUACAUCACGGACAAAUGCCCCGAAGGCAUCAUCCUCUUCCUCUUCCAGUCCAUCCUGGGCUCCAUCGUGGACGCCUUCCUCAUCGGCUGCAUGUUCAUCAAGAUGUCCCAGCCCAAGAAGAGGGCCGAGACGCUGAUGUUCAGCGAGCACGCCGCCAUCUCCAUGCGGGACGGCAAGCUCACCCUCAUGUUCAGGGUGGGCAACCUCCGCAACAGCCACAUGGUCUCUGCGCAGAUCCGCUGCAAGCUGCUCAAAUCCCGCCAGACCCCAGAGGGCGAAUUCCUGCCCCUCGAUCAGCUGGAGCUGGACGUGGGCUUCAGCACAGGGGCCGACCAGCUUUUCCUCGUAUCCCCGCUCACCAUCUGCCACGUGAUAGAUGCCAAGAGCCCCUUCUAUGACCUCUCCCAGCGCAGCAUGCAGACGGAGCAGUUUGAGAUCGUCGUCAUCCUGGAGGGCAUCGUGGAAACGACAGGAAUGACGUGCCAAGCCAGGACAUCCUAUACCGAGGAUGAGGUGCUCUGGGGUCAUCGAUUCUUCCCUGUUAUCUCCUUGGAAGAGGGAUUCUUUAAAGUGGACUACUCCCAGUUCCACGCGACGUUUGAGGUCCCCACUCCACCGUACAGCGUGAAGGAGCAGGAGGAGAUGCUGCUCAUGUCCUCUCCCUUGAUAGCGCCUGCUGUGGGCAACAGCAAGGAAAGGAAUAACUCGGUGGAGUGCCUGGAUGGUCUCGACGAAGUUGGCACAAAACUACCUUCAAAACUUCAGAAAAUAACUGGGAGGGAAGACUUCCCAAAAAAACUCCUCAGGAUGAGUUCCACCACCUCUGAGAAGGCCUACAGCAUGGGGGAUUUACCCAUGAAACUCCAGCGGAUCAGCUCGGUCCCCGGGAACUCGGAGGAGAAACUGGUGUCUAAAACCACAAAGAUGAUGUCGGAUCCCAUCAGCCAGUCGGUGGCCGACCUGCCGCCCAAGCUGCAGAAGCUGUCGGGCGGCGGCAGGAUGGAAGGGCACCUGCCCCCUAAACUGCGUAAAAUGAAUUCGGAUCGCUUUACAUAACCCGACGGGACUCGGAACCAUCUUUGGAGCUCGAACUGCUACUUGGCAAGGGCAGCGUGGGCAGGAGAGCAGGCCCUCUGUGUGCUGAACUCUGUGGUCCCCGGCGCGCCGGGAGGCAGGAGCAUCCCCUCGGCAGCGGCGGCUGCGCUGUAAGUACGGACGGCAGGACGAUGGGCGAGCUGGUGUUCGUUGGCAUGUAGUAUCACAACGCGCAUGCAAUACUAGUGUGCAAUUCUUGCAUAUAGUUUUAUGGCAUGACUCCUACUAUAUUUAUACUGUAUGUCCUGAAAAAUUUGGAAAGGGGCUUCCUUUCCCCUGUGUUUCUGAAGAGGAAGGAGUUGGCAAAAACAUGUGAGUGGGUAACUUUCAGGGUAAGUCAUAAUUUGAUUUGAAAAUGGUUUGGGUUGGUUUUUCUUUCCUGGUGUGGAUUGUGAUGUUUUGUUCAACAAAGUCGUUACAGUGCAUGUGCUUUAUUUUCUUAAAAGAAGGCAUAUUAGUAAUUCCUCACACCAAAUCUGCUGGCCUUAAAACAACUGCCGGUUUCUAUUUUGCUUUAACGUUUUCUUGGAGUUUCUUUUCCUGCAUCUGGGCUACCAGAAAAAAAAUGCAAAUAUAUUUCAUAAGGCAUUGUUUAGAGACAAAAACUUGUAUCAAUGAGCCUAGGCAGAACAAUAAACACAUGAAUAAAAUUAGCAGUUUAGAUACGAUUAGUAAAAAUUUUUUAUAAUCUUGGUGAUUUAUACUAUAUGUGCAAGAAAACUACUUUAAAUAAGCAGGCGUGCCUGAUUUCUUAUGUUGAUGGAGUAGCUAAACGUGGAAAUACCUGCACGUCUCCAUGAAGCCAAGCAGGUAUUUAUUCUGGACGAACUGCACGCCAAAGGCAGAGCCACAAUUCCCCUGUAAUUCCGCAGUGUCCGGGUUUCCCUCCCUUGUGCUUUGACAGCCCAGCUGGGCCAGUAGUGACACAGGUGAUGGUGUGAGCUGUGGUCUCGUGGCCGGAGCUCUGUGGCGUCACAGCGAGUCCCAAGGCACGUGGUUCCUUGGCUGGCGGCUCUGCUGCCGGCAUUGUCGCUCCUUACUGCUUUCUCUAUGGUGAAAAUGAUGUUUAAACAUGUUCUUAACUGAAGUUGACCCUGUGGGUUUCGAAAUGAGUAAUACUUUGUAUAAAUGUUUGUUUUGAUAGUCUUCUGUGCUUGUGUUUGGGUUUCCAUCUCGUUGUGCUCUAGUAGGGUUGAGCCAGGAGGACUGGAUGUUGUGCGGGUGCCCUUGUCAUCAUGGCUUGUGGUGCUGGAGCACGCCACGCCAUCCCAGACCCUUCCCAACAUGCUGGAGGUUCGCUGUUGUGGUGCCCAUGGUCUGUGCUUGGGGCCCAAGUUGUGGUGGCUUCCUGGGGGCUCCUUCUCGUAGGAGGUCUGGGUGAGAUGAAGUGAUGAGUGGCACCAUCAGGGAGCCAGGUAUGAAAGCCACCUCUGGCAGCGGCCAGGAAAAGAGCUUAGAGUGACAUCAUCUGGAGGGAAAAAUACCCUUGAGACCCCAGCCAGGUGGUCCCACGCAUGGACACGCGUGGGUCAGGAGGUGCUCACAUAGCUGCAGUCAUGGAUGGGCUCUUCUGAUUCGCAGGCUUUGGACCAUCCUGCACAAAUGCUGACGCUUGCUCCAUAACUGAUAGCAACAAAUCUGAUGAUCUUUGAGGAAAAACAUUGGUUUUGUUAUAAAUGUCGUGGAAUAAGAACUCAGAAGCUCAGACACUGCUGUGGCUCAGUGCUUUCCCUGGAAGUUGCAGUGGAUGACCUGUCAAUUGUACAUCCAAGGACUUUAUACCGACUUCCAAAGUUCCUUUCGUCAUUUAUCAUGAUUUUUGAGCGUCACUGCAUGCUUUUUACACCUUUGGCUCUGCUGCAGUUCUCUGCACCCUAUUGUUGGAGGGCGUGCGUUGCUCCCUGUGUGCUGAUCCCGUGUUCUACCUGUGCAGUGAGCAGAUGGCUGAUGUGGCAAGGUAAAAUUGGGACUUCUUUUCUCCUGGUUGCUAACACUUCCUCAGGUUGUCUUGUAAAAUACUGCUGAUUUUUGUGCCACCUCUAACUCUUCUACCAGUCCUUGACUAACAGCAAAUAUAGCCAUGCAUAACUGCCAGGUGUCAGCGGUAAAAAUGCCACAACGGCCAAAACAGAGAGCCAAGAACAUUAAUCGACAUGGUAGAUGCUCAUCCAGUGGCACAGCCGAGCAAUGAGUCCUGCCAGCAGGCUUGAGCAGAUCGGUCUGGUUUUAGAGGAAAGGUCUCCAGCAACCUGACCUCUCCUCAAAAACUCCUCUGGUUUAUUUGAGGUGGGUGGGGAACUGCUGCCUCCUUCCUGGGAUGCUGCGGGAGUGUGACCCAAUCAACCCACUGCCAUUUGGUGACAUUGCAGUUGGACUAGAUCAUCGUUGUAGGUCCCUUCCAACUGAAAAUUCUCUCUUUCUCCUGGGGAUUGCUCAUCCUUGCUUAGUUCCCCUGGUGGAUGGUCCAAGGUCUGGUUGACUUUUCUUUAUGGAAAAAUGAAUGUGCCCUGUCCUCAGAAGAAGAACAAUGGUGUUUCGCCAGCCAUGUCCCGGGGCCACCACCAUCCUCCUUCCCAAAAGUCAUUGGGAAGGUGCUUGGCUUCCCAGGCCGGCAGCAGGGAGGGUGGCAGCUCAGUGGCUGCAGAGUCCUGCCUUUAGGAGAGCCAAGGGGCAUUUUCCUUUGGGAAGCAUUGGGUUGAAUCUGUGGACAAGAGCGAGUUGAGUAGGAGCAGUGUGGAUGCAUCCUACAAAUGGAAUUUAAAAUAGGUGACAGGGAGAACUGUUAGAGCUAUAAAAUAUCCUGCAGCAUACUCAGUUGCCUGUAUAAAACAAUCUGAAGGUAUGGGAGACACUGGGAAAGUAUCCUCACUUUUAUGAAAUUAAUGUCAUAGAAAAUAUUAAGUUAUGAUUAUCUAUAAAUUUUGAUAUUUUAAAAUCAAAGUAUGCCCCUGUCCUGGCUGGACAGGAGAUUUUUGAGGGCUGGGGCUCAUAUUGCAAUGCGUUGCUUAUGUUAAGGUGACAAAACAAGCGUCUUUCUUGACUAAGAGUGGAAGUACCAACACGGAUGCUAACUUUGUUUAGUUCUUGAUUUCAGGACACUACUUCUAGUUAAUAUUUCACUUCGACUCGUGUGGCCACUUCUUUUUUUGUUCCUAUUUAACAUUUUAGCCCAGCCCUAAUGCUUAACGCUAAGAAAAAGUGACUGAUUGCACAGCCGGUCUGUGUGCUCUACUGCUGGAUUUAUGCUUGAAUUCUGUUGUAAAUUGUACAGAGCCAAAUUAGAAGAAAGUCAAUGCAUUUUCUGGCAUGCAGUCUAUCCCUGUAUAAAUGUACAAGUUUAUUUGGAUUAUACAAGAUAGCAAACUCUUGUAUUCAUUAAUACUGCAAGCUCAGUUUUAUCUAAAGCUCUAUUAAACUUCAAACUGGUUCGGUUUCAAUGUGUUUGUCUUUUCUCUCACUCCCUUUUUAUUGCUGUAAUAAAUGCGUGUGUAUUCAAGCUGCUGAAGGGCUUCUGAUUUCACAGUCGGCGGGGGCGAAAGGCCAAGCUCUUGAUUGCUCUUAAACCCAGUAAAAACAGAGCCUGAGUUCGGUCAAGGGGUGCUCUCGGGGUCGCUGUGACUGAGCCCAGCGCCAGGAGCGCCGAGUCUUCCGGGAGGACAGCGAAGAGCAGAGCGCAGGUACGUGCUGAAACCCUCCGGGCUGUGUCGUUCCAGCAGCCCCAGUGCCCCGCAGGAUUCGCUUGGUGUUCAUUGAUGAAAUCCCUUCUCUGCAGCGCAGAGACCGGGAGCUCCUUUUCUCUGCAUUGAGAAGGAGAAAUUUUGAUGGUUAUCUCCCGCAUCCAGCCCCAGAAAUUAAAGCUGCAGAAAUCAAUAGAGAUCUCAGGUCUCUCCCGUUAGGAGAGCAGACCUUUCUCUUUGGUUUAUACUAUAAAUUACCCUAUUCGUGGCUGGGUAUCGCCACUCAGUGUGGGCAAAAUAUGUUCUGUGCAGAGGAAAUAAGAAUGACAAAGGCUGUGUGAUGAUAGCUGACAUCUCGACUCCUUCCCCUCAGGAGGCUCUGGAGGAAGGUUACGAAAGCGUAACGUGCUUUGUGUUUCCCAGUUCAGCGCUCUCCUUGCCCUGAGUCCCAGCCUCAUAUCGCUGGGCCACCACAGUGUAAGGUCACCCCUAUAUAUACGCUUGUCCCUAUAUCAAGGAAUCAUGGAAUGGUUUGGGUUGGAAGGGACCUCAAAGCCCACCCAGUCCCACCCCUGCCAUGGGCAGGGACACCUCCCACGGGAUCAGGGGCUCCAAGCCCCGUCCAACCUAACCUUGAAUGUAUUUUUUCCAUAGUGUUAGAAGUGACGGGAUCGUAAAAGCUGGACAUUCCUUCGUGGGUUCUUGCAUCUGGUUUCCACUCAGUUUUAUUCUUGUUAUUUCCACAUCCCCCAGUGCAAUAGCGCUGGAAUACCUGUAUCUGCUAGCAGAUAGCCCAGCUUCCAAGGCACAUCCUUGGGAAUCAAGGAGCCAUCCUGCAGCUGCCUGUGUUAAAAGCGCUGCAAACCGAGGUGUCAGUGCUGCUCUUGGUGUGAUUGCAUUAUAGGCUGCAGCAGCACAGGGAAACACAACAGCACAGGGCUGGAGCAGUCCUGCAGCAUCAGGCGCAGAACACAUUGUAGGAAAUGGCCUCAAGUUUCACCUGGGCAUGGUUAGACAUAGCUGCAGGUUAGACAGGAGGAUAAACUCCUUCACCGAAAGGGUUCUCAGGCCCUGGCAGAGGCUGCCCAGGGCGGUGGUGGAGUCCCCAUCCCUGGAGGGGUUUAAAAGACAUGUGGAUGAGGUGCUUGGGGAUGGUUCAGUAGUGGGCAGGUACGGUUGGAGUGGGUGAUCUCAAAGGUCUUUUCCAACCAAACGACUCUAUGCUUCUAUGAUUCGUUUAUUUCCUCAGUUGAAACAAAGUGAGUUUGUGGUGACUACUUGGAGAUAUGAAAAUGAAUUUGAGGGUGGGUGUUAAAUACCUGCACAGGAAGCACAUCUGCCUGGGAGGAAGGAUGGGAAAGAAAGAGAAUUGUAAGAGCUCAUAUGGAAAUAUCUUUCACCCCGUGUCGGGGCAAAUGAGAAGAAUUUGAACACCUUUCCACGAGGUGUGAGGGCUUUGUUCCGCUCAUGGUGAGGAGAAGGUGGGGGUGUUGCCAGGGCAGAGUUUGAGCUCUGAACCCCAGCGGGGCAGGAUUGACGGAUCAGGUCAGCACUGAAGGGAGCUAAAAACAUAGAUUUAAAACAAAUAUUAAAUGGGGCACCAGGCGGCCCCUGCAGGCACUGCCCGUAGCGGGCAGGAGGGGUGGCUCAACAUCUGUCUGUGAUAACAGGAACACCAGUUCCAGGGAUUUGAGGUGAGUUACAGUUAUGCUUCUCAGCUCAUGAAAAGGCAAAAAAUAAAUGAAGAGAAGGAGAAGAAAGAGAGAGAGAGGGGCAGUGAGAGAGGGAACCUAUCCUUUCCUGGUAGCCUAAUCUUUGUGUAGCUCUAAGUACUGUUUAGCCUGAGUGCAAUACUGGUUUUGUUAAUCUGUUUACACCAUCUCCACGCACUCUCUUAUUGCUGCAAAAAAUGCACUUGAAUUACUGCUCCCCAGACAAACAUCUGUGCCUCAUCCGUCAGAGGCUGGAAGGCCCUCGCUGAGCAUCGCAACCGCUACAGCCCACCCAACGGCUGAGAGAGAGUGAUGGGCUUCAACGCCAUCGCUUGGGUACUGGUUGGGACGGCCAGGCAUCUUAUCCCAUCCACGCUGCAGCCCUUCCUCAUGAGCGAGGCAGGGAAAUAGGGUUCUCCCAUUUCACAGCUAUAGUUGUUUGAUUCUAGACAUUAUCGAGCUGCACAUCCCCUGGCUGAGACUUCUUGGACUGUUUCAUCCACCAGAGACCCACAUCAGGACCAGACGGGUGCACCUCCCUGGAGGAGGAGGCUCUCUUGACCCACGUACCGUCACCACGUAGAGUCAUCCCCUUAGCCAAGAAGUCCAUUCAUAGCAAUCAUGGACUGUGGGCAUCACCAAGUGAUCCAUGGAGAUAACUCCAAUGCCAUGAGGAGGUUCUCACUCUUAAGCACAGUUUAUGGUCAUGGUAACUGGGCAGUUUGGUGAAAUCACCGAGACUAGCAGCACUUCGCUCCUGUUGGAUGGGGGAUGCAACUGAGAAGGAAGCAGAACACCACACGUGACCACCAGUUAUGCAAUUUAUCUUUGAAACGGCUUGGCCAACCCACGCCAGGAGGUCCACCGGCACUUGCCAUAGCCAUGCAGCUGCUUAUGUUUUGGUGCCCAUUUCUAUUUGUUCCAGUAACGGGCUUUGCCCAGCUGGUGGAGGUUUGAGGAACAGCGUGAACUUGAUGUAAGGAUGAGAUGUUCUGGUGACUGCAAACAUCGUGGGCUCAGUGGAGCUUUGUCUGUGUAUCCAGGUACAGGAGGUAAGGCAACAUAGGUAAGAAAACAAAAUACAUGUAUAUAAAAUAUCAUACGUAUAUACAUAUAUAUAGCAUACAUAUAGUAAUUACAUAUAGGUUCCUAAGAAAAUAUAUGAUGUGAUGUGCAUGUAUCCAUAAUCCUACAGGUAAGAGCAGUCAAUAGAGCUGUUCAAUAAUUCAGAUUUAUUCCCUGUUUCCCCUCUUGAAACGUUUACAUUUAUUUCUGUCUAAAAAUGUUUGUAGGUUUAGCUCAGCUUUUUGGGCACCGCCUUUGGAGUCGGGGCUUUGGAUUCAUUCCACCCCGACUGUGUGCGAUGGAAAGCUUGUGACAGAUGGACAGGCACGCGAAAGCGAGAAAGCGCGGGAGAGCUGUUGGAAUAACCCGGGGAGACUUUUGUCUUGGCAUCCUCCAGACUUUCCCUGGGAAGGCUCCAGGCGUCAUCUCCUUAAGCAUUCUUGGAGCCUUCAUGAGGAACAAAGGAAAGAAAAGCCGAAUUAAUGCACGGCCCAACACAGGGACAAAAG
This is a messenger RNA of Cuculus canorus (common cuckoo), 8524 nucleotides long. RefSeq names its product potassium inwardly rectifying channel subfamily J member 3 (gene KCNJ3). The record is from RefSeq and is a predicted model, not a curated record. Gene Ontology annotation, biological process: potassium ion import across plasma membrane; regulation of monoatomic ion transmembrane transport. The transcript is spliced from 3 exons. Bases 44 to 1522 code for a protein of 492 amino acids. Gene Ontology annotation, cellular component: plasma membrane. NCBI's taxonomy places the organism in Eukaryota, Metazoa, Chordata, Aves, Cuculiformes, Cuculidae. Gene Ontology annotation, molecular function: G-protein activated inward rectifier potassium channel activity.